AUGUCCUCAAAACUAGUACUACUGGUGAAUUUAAAUAUUGAAAAGAAACCAGAGUCUCAUGUUCGAGUAUCAUCGGAAUGGACUCAAUGUAAUAUUGCUCCAUCUGGGGAUACCAUUACCAAACAACAAGCUAGCUUGAGAAAAAAAAUUUCGAAACAUAAAGGGAGUCAGCCACAUAUUUCUGCCGAGAGCAUAAUUGAACGUAGUAAGCAAGAAACUUUUGAAUUGCAUGUAUUAAAAACUACAAAAUUGCAAUUUGAAACAACAGAAAAAAUAUUUCGCACCGCCUACUUUAUUGCUAAAAAUCAGCGUCCAUAUGUCGACAUGCCAAAAUUGGUUGACCUACAAGUUUUAAAUGGUAUUUCAAUGGGUAGAGUUUUGCAAUCUGAUAAAUCCUGUGCCACUAUAAUUGAUCAUAUUGCAAAUGAAAUGAGGAUUAAAAUGUUCGACGAAUCAACAACAUUAAGCAAAAAAACAAUGUUGGUAAUAUGUUUAAGGUGUGCCAUUGGAGAUGCUCUUGAAGUCAUGGGCUUUGUAAGCGAUGGAGCAUCUACUAUGUUGGGUAGGAAAGCUGGAGUUGGUGCUUUACUUCUAAACCAUUUUCCUGACCUUAUUGUGUGGCAUUGUUGCAAUCACCGGUUAGAACUUGCCGUAAGCGACACACUGAAAGAAGUAAAUGGUGUCAACCAUUUCCAAUGUUUUUUUGAAAAAUUAUAUUCUCUUUAUCACCAGUCUCCGAAGAAUAUGAGAGAACUUAAUGAAUGUGCAGAAUCAUUAGAACAAAGGAUUUUAAAGAUAGGAAAAAUAUUUACUAUUCGAUGGGUAGCAUCUAGUUAUAGAACGGUUCGUGCUGUAUGGAAUAAUUUUGCUGUCCUACAUAAACAUUUUCUUGAAGCUUCUUUGGAUAAUACAAGAGACACAAAAGAAAGAUCAAAGUAUGCAGGUUUAAAUAAAAUGUUAACGUCCAAUGAUUUUAUACUGAAUCUAGGAAUAUUACUUGAUGCUUUACAUGAGUUGUCUGAUUUAUCAUGUCAACUACAAAACCGAGAUUUGAGUUUGACUUCAGCGCAUACUGUAAUUGAGAGAACAAUUCGUGUUAUUGAAAGCAUGGUUGAAACGGCGGGACCAAAACUUAAAGAAGUAAAUUUAGCGUCUCAGGAAAUGAGUUUUAAAGGAGUAAAACUUACAUUUCACAAAAGCGUUCAAAAAAUCAAUUCUUCUCAAUUUUUUAGAAGUCUUUCAAACAAUCUUAAAUCAAGAUUAUUCACUACACAGUCAUCAAAUUCUUCUAAUAAUGCUUCUUCUAAAUUUCAAGAAGAGUAUGACCAAUUAUUGUCUGACUUAGAUAUUUUUGUUCCCAAAAAUUGGCCCGAUAACUUCAAUAUACAAUAUGGUGAUGAUUGUAUACGCCGAUUGUCUAAAAAAUUUAAAGUUGAUGAGAUCACUUCAGUAAGAGGCUUCCGUCAAUUCAAAGACACAAAAGAAGAUAAUGUUGAAGAUCUUAAACUACUAACUACUGCAAUUAAGUGUAUAGCAAUUUCAUCUUCUGAAUGUGAGCGUUCAUUCAGUUCGAUGAAUGAAAUUGUAUCCCCCAAAAGAAAUUCUUUGGGAUCAGUACAUAUUUCAUCAUUAGUGUUUAUAAAUUGUGUUGGUCCGCCAAUUGACAAGAUUAACACAACAAAAUGGAUUGAAUCGUGGGUGAAGAAAGGCAAACGAACAGCUGAAGAAGAAAAUUGUCCUAAAAGGAUCAAAAUUACUGAAGAAAAUGCAUACAAGUCAUUGUGGAAUUUAAUUAAAGAAUAA
Messenger RNA from Aphis gossypii (cotton aphid), 1803 nucleotides. Its product is annotated as E3 SUMO-protein ligase KIAA1586-like. The transcript has 4 exons. NCBI's taxonomy places the organism in Eukaryota, Metazoa, Arthropoda, Insecta, Hemiptera, Aphididae. Bases 1 to 1803 code for a protein of 600 amino acids. The record is from RefSeq and is a predicted model, not a curated record. Gene Ontology annotation, molecular function: protein dimerization activity.